CCUCCCCCUCCCUCUCUGUCAGUAUAAAGUGUGGUCUCCCCUCUCUCUCACAUACUAAGUCACAGCCUCAUCAGUGGAGCAAAGCUCAGCAUCUUCAAAUCAUCCUCUUCUGGUUUACUUCAGCAGCUGCAGCCAUGAAUGUAGGCAUCUGUGUUUGUGUUAUCCUGGCUGCUUUGUACAGUGGUUCCCUGAGUCUGCCUUCACAAUCAAUUACAGCAGAGAGAAUGGCUUUGGUUUCAGACAACGGAUCCCUCCCUUCUCCCAACCUCAAACGGCAGGCUCGCUCAGCUCCAGCGCCCCACUCAGGGCAUCUCGCCAAUUACAACCAGCCCCAGGAGGAUGCAGACACUCCAAACAGUCUGAGCCAACUUCUGGCCAGGCUCAUCUCUAAGAAAGGCUCGACCUACCAGACCAGAUCCUCACUCACCAGCAGAGCCAGUGGUCUCGCCCCCAGCCACAGGAUAAAGGACAGAGAUUAUCUUGGCUGGAUGGACUUCGGACGACGUAGUGCAGAGGAGUAUGAAUACUAGUCCUCAAGGCACUGCUUUGUUACUUCGAAUGCUGAGCCCAAACCCCCAAGAUCUCCAGUUAAAGUUGGGAAAAAAAAAUCUGAAGCCCUUUUCACACUGCACUUUCUGUAAACCAGGGCUGACUAUACUAGUAAGAGGCAUAUUUCAGCACAUAUCCUAUAAUCUGUGAACCACAAAACUUAGAAGGAUAAUAUUCUAUACAGUAUGUUUGUUGUCGUUAAGACCAAAGCCAGCAGUGCUUGUCCAUCCCUCAGUGCUUUCUCUUUUCUCUCAGCCUGUCUGUGAUUUGGACAGAAAAUGAGUCAGAAAAAAGUUUGUUUCAUGGAAAAAGAGGUGCUUUGAUUUCUUACAGUAUGCGGUCAUUUCAUUAAAUUUAAAAACAAAAAACAGAAUUACAACACUGAUAAAGCUACAUGAGAUGCUACAUGAGCAUCAUUCAUAGACCACCUGUUAUAAAAACAAGAAAACACGAAUGUUUCAGAAAUCUGUCAAAAAACUGUAAAUAAAGUAAUUAAGCGUAACAUUCAACAAUUAAAACAAAAGUUUCUGUUCAGGAAUGCAAGUAAAUAACUGUAA
Molecule: messenger RNA, 1106 nt
Organism: Archocentrus centrarchus (flier cichlid)
Lineage: Eukaryota; Metazoa; Chordata; Actinopteri; Cichliformes; Cichlidae
Gene: ccka
Product: cholecystokinin a
Exons: 4
Coding region: 135-530 (131 amino acids)
Biological process (GO): digestion
Cellular component (GO): axon; extracellular region
Molecular function (GO): neuropeptide hormone activity
Source: RefSeq, a predicted model, not a curated record